This is a messenger RNA of Strongylocentrotus purpuratus (purple sea urchin), 3380 nucleotides long. RefSeq lists its product as uncharacterized. Bases 84 to 3380 code for a protein of 1098 amino acids. NCBI's taxonomy places the organism in Eukaryota, Metazoa, Echinodermata, Echinoidea, Camarodonta, Strongylocentrotidae. The transcript is spliced from 6 exons. The record is from RefSeq and is a predicted model, not a curated record.
UUCAUUUGGUGUAAUGGUGCACACGCACAUCAGAAUAUAAGAUCGUGGCUUGUUCCUGUGACUGAGUCAAUUGAUUCGCCAAGAUGCCUGUAUCACUAAGUGAAUGGAGGGUCCGAAUCGGAACAUUUGUUCAUUGGAUUAGGGAGUAUGAGGUAAAGGAGAGGAGAGAAAGAUUGCUGAAAGAAAGGAUUCGAAGACUGAAGGUUCUUUGCGAGAGACUUGAAGCGAAAAUUGGUGAUUCUGGAGAGGAGUCCGAAGAUGACAAAAGCAGACAAGGUGAUCCUGAUCCCAAGGGAUGUCCUCAUACAACUUCAAACAUUCGGUCGUCAGGAAACUCAUCAGAUAUCAAGAAUUUACUAACUUCAUGUGAUCAGUGCAUACAUGAUUUAUUAACGGCAAGUGAUUCUCAUAUCAAGGAGAUACUCACCCCUUCUGAUACAUGUAUUAAACAAUUGCUGACACCAAGGAGAGAAAGAUUGCAAAGGAUUCGGAGACUGAAGGUUCUUUGCGAGAGACUUGAAGCGAAAAUGGGCGAUUCUGGAGAGGAGUCCGAAGAUGACAAAAGCAGACAAGAUGAUCCUGAUCCCAAGGGAUGUCCUCAUACAACUUCAAACAUUCGGUCGUCAGGAAACUCAUCAGAUAUCAAGAAUUUACUAAAUUCAUGUGAUCAGUGCACACAGGAUUUAUUAACAGCAAGUGAUUCUCAUAUCAAGGAGAUACUCGCCCCUUCUGAUACAUGUAUUAAACAAUUGCUGACACCAACUGAUUCGAACAUUAGACAUUUGCUCUCUCUAACAAAUUUGUGUAGAAAGGACCAGCAAACAGCACGGGACUCUCAUAAUGAAGAUGUUACCAUGCUUACACCAACCGAUUCAAACAUCAGGGAGUUAAUAACACAUUCUGAUUCAUGCUUCCGAGAGCUACACAUGUCAGCUGAUGCUUGUACAGAUGAUAUGCUAUCUGAUUCUGACGUCAAAGAUUUACUAACACCAAGAGACUCCGCCAUCUUUGAGAUACUUCAGCCAAAAUAUUAUUGUACGAACAGGUUACUUACACCAAAAGAUUCCUUCAUCCAGACGUCACUACCUAGAGAUUCUUGCAUCGAGGAGUUACUUACACCGAGAGAUUCUUACAUCCGGGAGUUAUUAUCAGUAAAUUCCCACAACGACAAGUCACUUUCACCUGGAGACGGCUACAUCCAGAAAAUGUUUACUCCAAGAGAAUCCUGCACAAGUGAGUCACUUACAACAGGGGAUGCCUACAUCCAGGAGUCACUUACACAAAGAGACUCCUAUAUUCAGGAGCUACUUACACCAAGAGAUACCUACACCAAUGAGUCACUUACGCCAGGACAUUCCUACACCAAUAAGUCACCUACGCCAGGAGACUCCUACAUCCAGGAGUUACUUACACCAAGAGAUUCCUACACCAAUAAGUCACUUACACAGAGACAUUCCUACACCAAUACGUCACUUAAUCCAGGAGACUCCUACAUCCAGGAGUUAUUAGCACUAAGAGAUUUCUACACCAACGAGUCACUUACACCAGAAGACUCCUGCACCCAGGACUCCCUUUCUCCUAGAGAUUCUGACAUCCGGGAGUUAUUGACACCUAGAGAUUCGUACACAAUUGAACCACUUACACAAGGAGACUCCUAUAUUCAGGAGUUACUUACACCAAGAGAUUCCCACACUAACGAGUUACUGACGCCAACAUAUUCCUAUGCUAAUGAGCUACUUAUACCAGGACAUUCCUUCACCAAUACGUCACUUGCACCUGGAGACUCCUACACCCACGAGUUAUUAGCACCAAGAGAUUCCUACACCAACGAGCCACUUACACCAGGAGACUCCUGCACCCAGGACUUCCUUACACCUAGAAAUUCAGACAUCCGGGGAUUAUUGACACCAAGAGAUUUUUACACCAUUGAGUCGCUUGCACAAGGAGACUCCUACAUCCAGGAGUUACUAACACCAAGAGAUUCCUACACCAAUGAGCCACCUAGACCAGGACAUUCCUACACCAAUAAGUCACUUACUGGUGUAAUUGGACUUGAAUCACCUAGGCAAGGGGACAACAAAUCUUCACCUACAUCUAGCUUAAACAGGGACGCCGUACAACAUGGACCCUCAGGUGGAAAGGAGAUGGCAAACACAUCAUCAAGAUCAUCAUGCCACAAAACAGAUAGCUUGAAAGGAACAGUUGAUGUGAUGUUAUCACAGCAGCCGUACCUGACUGAGUUACUGCUUGUUAAAGCGGGGGAUGUGGAGCUCAAUCCGGGUCCUCUUCACGGACCGAUAGAUAGUGUACUGCAGGAGAAUGAACUCAUAUUGCUCGCUGAAGAAGUUCCAGUCAACUGCUACAAUAAACUGUGCACUGGUCUUGGUUUCAGCUUAACACAGAGCCAAACUGUACUAACCCAACAUCUUCUCAACUUCCCAGGAGCUUUGAUCAACUUCUUCUGCAGAUGGAAAGUCAAGCAGAGAGAUGGCACCAAUAUUCGAGCACUUCUUGGAGAAAUUCUUAAAAACGCUGAUAUGGAUGGACUUCAGACAAAAUUAUUGAAAGAUCCAAUACUAGAUACUUCCCUACAAAACAUGACUGAGGCACAGGUUCUCCAGUGUGGGGAAGAGUUGAAGACAUUCUACAGCGAAAAAAUGUGCAAAAUCAAACCUGACCCGCUUAAUUUCAAUAUCAUCGUUGAAUUCCAACAAAUUUACACGAACUUAACGCUGCUCAGGAACGAAAUGGGAACAAGGCAAACCAAAACGCCACUGGAUUACAAUGAUCUUCUUACAACAAAGAUUAACGGAGUGCUUCCUAAACGUCUUCUGGUUGAAGGUGAAGGUGGUGUUGGUAAAACGACCUUCUGUUCGAAGAUCGCAUGGGAUUGGGUUAAUGGAUCUCCAGAGUUUCAGCGCUUUAGUUGGGUUCUGGUUAUACCCCUGCGCAACGUUGUCAAGGGUCACACAAUUGGGGAUAUCAUGAAAAACUAUCUCUCAGACAGUAAUGCGGUAAACCCUAAACAGAUCGAUAAUUACAUAUUGUCUCAACCUACAAAGGUUCUGAUUGUACUUGAUGGACUUGAUGAGUAUGAUGGGGACCUAUCUGCCGAAGAAAGUUCAGAUAUUUCUCAGAUUCUGCGAUUGGAGAAAUUCAAGGAAUGCAUUGUUCUGGUGACAACAAGACCGUGGAGGGCGGAUCAGAUCAGAUCCAAUGAAGAAUCGAGUAGGUCCUAUGCUUUCAUUGCAAUAAAAGGAUUUAGUGCUGAAAAUAUCUCGACAUACAUCAGCAAGUACUUCGUAAACGAUGAAAAGGCUGGAUCAGAACUGAUUCGGUUUAUUGAAGUGAAUGAUAUUGAGCUCCUUCCUCCUUGGUAA